AGUCUGUUACCGCGAGAAAAGUGAUAACAUAUUUAAGUUCAAUGGCGGCAAACCAUUCGGAAAAUCCGGGAAUCUCUGUUUUGGAAAUUCACGAUGAAGAUUUAUUCCAUGGUGUUCAAGCUAUAUUUUCAGCCAGAAAUGAUUUUGUGACAUAUGGCGUACAAAGAGGGGGGAAGGAGAAAGAUGUCCGAAACCCUCCACGCUACUUGCAUAUCAUAUCGGCUAAGGCAGCUUUAUACAAUGAUUAUGUGAGGAAACUAGUCAAUGAAUCCCACAGUGUGUUUUUAACCUUAAAUACAAGAAUUCCUGGCAUGCAAGAUGAAAGACAACGAUUAGAAAUUGCAAAAACUAGCCAAAAGUAUCGAUGUGUUCUGUUAGCAUGUAUUGAGGAACUGCACUCUGCAAUUGAAUCUACAGGGGAUGAGGAAUUGAUUGAUCUUCGACAAAUGUUCUCAGACAUUGAAUUGCUGUGGCAUUUGCUUCAGUCUUUAAUUAUUGACACACAUUCAGGUUCAAGAGUGUUAUACAAACUUUUAGAUUGGAUCAAAUGGCAUUUUGUAUUUGCUGAAAAGAAAAGGGAAGAUUUAAUUCAAACAGAAGAACCUUGUCUUCACCCUGAUUAUUGGGAUACUAUAAUUCACUUCUUAUUGCAAGGGAAAAUAGCUCCUGCUCGAUCUUUACUUUCCAUGCACCAAAAAUCUAAAAGAGAAGAUUUUAUUAGCCUUGAUGAGCUAAUGAAGAAGAUGCCUAUGUAUGGAGCUUCCAGUGGAAUUUCCCUCAAUGAAUUUCGCAUAAGAUGGAAACAUUGGCAAGAAGAAUGCAAGACCAGACUUGGGAGGGGUGAAUUUUCCUCUGAUGGCAACUUGGUAACUGUUUGCAAGAUUUUGUGUGGUGAUUAUGAAGCUUUAAGUGCUAAAAGUAAUUUAUGUGAAAAUUGGUAUCACCUUAUGAUUUCGGUAUUGCUUUAUACUGAUCCCUGCAUAAGUUUCUCAGCUUUAGGAGACAUAGCCCGUACAUACUACAAUAAUGUCACUAGUUCAUCAUGGAAUAAAUCAAAUAUAGUUGACUCUAUAAUUCUGGCUGCCAUGGAACUAGAUAUUAUGAGUGUCAUUAACUUAGCAUGUUCGUUUAAUGAUGGGUGGUGGUUUGCAGUUCAUAUAAUGGAUCUCUUUACUCAUGGAAACUAUAUAGGAAAUGGUUCAAAAGAUCAUUCUGUGAAACGUUUAAGGACCUAUCUUUUAAGGAAUUAUGCAGAUACACUUAUGUCACAUAGUAGUUUAUGGCAAGUAGGGGCUGAUUACCUUGACUAUUGUGAUUGUAAUCGUGAACUGUUGGAAUUAUAUUUAGAAAGAAUACCUAUAAAGACGGAAGUUGAAGCAAGGAAAAUUAUUUAUUUGGCAAAGAAGAGAAAUUUAGAUAAUUUAGUUAAAACUGUUUCAAAUGUAAUGGCUUCUAGAGCAUUAUCUAAUGGAAAACUUGGUACAGCACUAACUUGGGUGAUGUACUCUAAGGAUGUACGUUUUGCUGAUGAAAUAGCUGACAGAUGGCUGAAGGACUAUACCAAACAUCAAAAAGUAGAGGGCCUUGAGAUUUUUAAAAAUAUGGGUUCUUGUAUGCUUGUCAGUGAUAAACUUACAUUUGUUGGAAAAUAUUGCGAAUUUCACAAAUUAUACAGUGAAGGAGAUUGGAAAAUUGCUGCUUCGCUGCUAAUAUCAUUAAUUGCCUCUGGUCUAGCACCAACAAAUUUCCAAAUUAUUAUGCUACUUGAUGCUUUACCCUUGCUGGAGGCUUCAGAAAUCAUUUUUUCUCGUAAAGAAACCUACCAACUUAUGAAAUGUUUAGAAAAUGCAGUUAUGAAUAAGGAAAACAAAGAUACAAUUGGCGAUAGCGACCGAGUUAAUAUAAUUCGUUUAGCCCUAGUGCGAAAUCUAUCUAGGUCUUUUGUUAUAGAGACUGGUGAUUCUGAAUCGGAUGAAGAAAUGUAGCAUUAAAUCAUACUUUGUAUAUUUUGUGACUUUUUAUACUUUUGUAAUAAAUUAUUUCUUAACAAUAA
Messenger RNA from Argiope bruennichi, 2053 nucleotides. RefSeq names its product nuclear pore complex protein Nup85-like (gene Nup75). NCBI's taxonomy places the organism in Eukaryota, Metazoa, Arthropoda, Arachnida, Araneae, Araneidae. Gene Ontology annotation, molecular function: structural constituent of nuclear pore. Gene Ontology annotation, biological process: mRNA export from nucleus; positive regulation of DNA-templated transcription; protein import into nucleus. The coding region runs from base 42 to 1985 and encodes 647 amino acids. The record is from RefSeq and is a predicted model, not a curated record. Gene Ontology annotation, cellular component: nuclear pore outer ring. The transcript has 23 exons.